Messenger RNA from Diplodia corticola, 2163 nucleotides. Its product is annotated as gdp gtp exchange factor sec2p. Lineage: Eukaryota; Fungi; Ascomycota; Dothideomycetes; Botryosphaeriales; Botryosphaeriaceae. The transcript is spliced from 2 exons. Gene Ontology annotation, cellular component: cell tip; Golgi to plasma membrane transport vesicle. Gene Ontology annotation, biological process: exocytosis. Bases 1 to 2163 code for a protein of 720 amino acids. Gene Ontology annotation, molecular function: guanyl-nucleotide exchange factor activity. The record is from RefSeq and is a predicted model, not a curated record.
AUGAAGGCCCUCACCAAGUCCACCUCGACCUCGGCUCUCCCGCGCAAUGUCUCGCCCGGCCCCGCGCGCUCCAUGCUGGGCCGCCCCGAGUCUGGCAUUCUCAACACUAUUCCCGACCCGCGCACCCCGAGUCCGAACAACCGACCGGGCUCGAGCUCAGAACGCCCCGAGACGCCGCGCCAUCCGGAUCUCAACGACGAGGUCGCGACCCUGAGCACCAAGCUGAUCAACGCCAUCAACCACCAGACGAACCUGGACGACAACCUCCAGCAGGCUCGCGGAGAGCUGGACAUGGCACGCCGGCGAAUUGAGCAAUUGGAGAACAAUGCAAGAGAACACGAGCGCGUGAUGCUGCGGAUGGUGAAGAAGGAGGACUACGACCACCUGGAGAUGACUUUGCGGAAACAGUUGCUGGACGAGAAGAAGGCUCGGUUUGCCGCUGAUCAAGAGAAGAAGAGGAUUGAGAAUGAACUCGAGGCCCUUACUACCGCACUCUUCCAGGAGGCCAACACGAUGGUCGCAGCAGCAAGAAAAGAAACGGAAGCCUCUGAGCGAAGAGUCGAGCAAUACAAGACUCAGCUGAAAGAUGCGGAGCUUCUUCUUGCUUCACAUCAAGAACAGCUUCGGGACCUCAAGGACGUCAUGGCGGCCAUGACCGCGGAAAACGACGAUAAAGAGACGACCGCCACGUCGAACACGCACAACUCCACAGCACCGUCAACACCAGCCGCCGUCCCCGCCGAUCGAUCAAGCCGUGCUUCUGACAGAGCAAGCCUUACCCCGAACACACCGCAUGAUGAAGACGUUGAGCCUGCUCACCCGUUGCAUUUUACUCACCUUAUCAGCCCUGUUUUGCGUAUCGACGUCGAAGCAUACAACGAUUUCCAGGAUUUGUUGAAGACCGCCAAGACACAUUGUUCAGCGCCAAAUUCGCGCGUCACCAGUGGAAACUACGGCGGACUGAACGUUAUGGGUCUCGGAUCGAUCGCAAACAUUUCGACUGCCAGUCUUAGCCUACAGCCCACAAACAGCUCCGAAGCUUCACUGCCGAAAUCGGUCAAUUCGGUCAACAAAGAAACCGGUGUCAUCCUUCCUGCCCUCAAGGAGAUCAAAUUCUACAAGCGGGCCCUAACGGAGGACAUCGAACCCACUCUUCGCUUGGACAUCGCCCCUGGUCUUUCUUGGCUGGCUCGCCGGACCGUUCUCAACAGCAUGACCGCCGGAUCGUUGACCAUUGAACCGCAACCUCCGUACGCCAGAUACCGCGGCCCUGUCUUUGCAUGCAGUCUUUGUGGUGAAAACCGCGUGUCAAAGGUCAUGAACAAGGACGGAACCGAUCCUUAUGCACGGAAGCAUAGAUUCAGAACCUCUGACGAAAAAGACGCCCAAAGGUACCCGCUGUGCGACUUUUGUCUCAAUCGCGUUCGGAGCUGCUGUGACUACAUCAGCUUUCUGCGUCUGUGUCGGGAUGGGCACUGGCGCGCCGAGAACGGAGAUGAAGAGAAAUCGGCGUGGGAAGAGAGUGUCCGACUUCGCGAGCGCAUGUUCUGGGCUCGUAUCGGAGGCGGAGUAAUACCCGCUUACAUCCACUCGAACAACAGCCCGAGAGGUGCGAUGUCAGAGAAACGACGCAGCGCGGCGGCCGACCCAAGGAAAAGCGUUGAAAGCGACCUGAAACUCAACCAAGAUGAGAAGGGCACAGUUGGCUCCAUCACGGACACGGAGAACAACACGAUUCAGGAAGCAGAGGGAGAAGAGCAAGAGAGCCUGGAUUCUGUGGAGCAGCAGAAGAGCAUCGACACCGGGAGGACGGUGGUGACGAUAACGGACGGCGAAGCUCAUCUGGAGCAGAAGCAAGACUCUGCUGUUGGCCUCGAUUCAGAAGACGAGCGCAGAAUUGAGGCAGAAGCUACGAAGCAACUACACAGCGAAAUGCGGAAGUCACUCGAGGAGCAUGAGGAGCACAAGAGCGAGACGGAAGCUGACAAGGACGCUGAUGAGAAGCGCGCGGAACCCGAGACGCAACCAGCCGAAGCCCCGGAGCCCGAGUCGGAGAAGACGGCAACACCAGAAGUGAAGGCCGACGACGAUGACGAAAAGAGAGUGGUUGCCGCCGAGGAACCCAGCCCGCGGGCUUCGCUGAUGCCAGGCAGCUUUGAGUGA